UGCGACCAGGAGAAUGGCGAAGACGCAGAACCUCAUUUUUGCUGGAUUGUUAAUAUUCAGCUCAGCUCAGUGGGCUUCAGGUGCAACAGAGGAUGAACUUUAUGCUGAUUACUGGAACAACAAAGCGAAACAAGCUCUUCACAAUGCCAUGAAUGUUCAGAAAAGCGUGACCCGAGCCAAAAACCUCAUCCUUUUCCUGGGGGACGGAAUGGGAAUACCAACAGUGACAGCUGCCCGGAUCCUCAAAGGCCAGAUGGAAGGAAGAUCGGGAGAGGAAGGAGGUUUAGUUAUGGACACAUUCCCGAACGUUGCCUUGUCCAAGACCUACAAUGUGGACCAGCAGAUGCCAGACAGUGCUGGCACAGCAACGGCAUACUUAUGUGGAGUGAAAGCCAACUAUGGGACCAUUGGAGUCACAGCUUCGACCCCAAGGGGUAAUUGUAGCGCUGUUUCUGGUAAUGAAGUCACAUCUAUUCUGCACCGUGCCAAGAAAGCAGGAAAAUCGGUUGGAGUUGUCACAACAACGAGAGUGCAGCAUGCCUCCCCUGCUGCCACCUAUGCUCACUCUGCUGACAGAAGCUGGUAUUCUGACUCCGACCUCACAGAAGAGGCUCUUGCAAAUGGCUGCCACGACAUUGCUUACCAACUGGUUCACAACACUGAGAUAGAUGUCAUUCUUGGUGGAGGUCGUGCAUAUAUGUUUCCCAGAACCGAAAAAGAUCCUGAGUAUCCGGAUGAUACUGGUGACCGGAAAGAUGGAAAGAAUCUUGUGCUUGAAUGGGAAAAGAACAAGACAAAUGCAAAAUAUGUUUGGAACAAAGCUGAUUUUGAUGCUGUUGACCCGCGAAAAACAGAUUUCCUACUAGGUUUAUUUGAACCCAAGGAUUGUCGUUACGAGUUGCAACGGGAUCCAUCCAUGGACCCCUCGCUUACAGAGAUGACGGAGAAGGCAAUCAGAAUUCUAAGUAAAAAUCCCAAAGGAUAUUUUCUGUUUGUGGAAGGGGGAAGAAUUGAUCAUGGUCACCAUGCAACCGAGGCGAAAAAGGCUCUCCAUGAAGCUGUAGAGUUUGAUCGUGCCAUAGGUCGAGCUGGCGAACUCACCAGUGAAUUGGACACACUGACUGUAGUCACUGCUGACCACUCCCAUGUCUUUUCUUUUGGGGGAUAUUCUGAAAGAGGAAACCCUGUUUUUGGAGUUUCUAGUAGUUUGGCAGACGAUGGCAAGCACUUUACUACUGCUGUUUAUGGUAAUGGCCCAGGAUAUCAGAUUGCCAAUGGAACACGCCCUGAUGUGAACGAUUCAGUUGCAUCAACGACUGGUUACAGACAGCAGACUGCCGUUCCUCUUGAUUCAGAGACCCAUGCUAUAGAAGAUGUGGCCAUAUUUGCAAAAGGACCAAUGUCUCACCUUUUCCAUGGAGUUCAGGAACAGAGUUAUAUCCCACAUGUUAUGGCGUAUGCUGCCUGCAUAGAGCCCUAUGAAGACUGUACCAUUCCAAGCAACAGUGGAGGAAUUCACCCCAGCAUGCUUCUCCUUCUGAUCGGCCUGCUGCUUACCGUCUGCUCUGCCUGAGAUAUUAAGAUGUUGGAAUUACUCCACACUCCAUAAAGUAUUAUUGAUACAAUCCUGUAAAGAACGUAAAUACUUUUCUAAUGUUCAUCUUUGUUCUAACAAAUGGCUUUUCGAGCCAUUCAGAUUAAAUUUUUUUUUUUUCUGUAUUGUGUCAGGAAAAGUAAUUAAAUGACUGCUGAACAGACUGGCUGCAAAU
This is a messenger RNA of Cyprinodon variegatus (sheepshead minnow), 1769 nucleotides long. It is a transcript of the gene alpi.2, whose product is annotated as alkaline phosphatase-like. The record is from RefSeq and is a predicted model, not a curated record. The transcript has 11 exons. Gene Ontology annotation, molecular function: alkaline phosphatase activity. Lineage: Eukaryota; Metazoa; Chordata; Actinopteri; Cyprinodontiformes; Cyprinodontidae. Gene Ontology annotation, cellular component: plasma membrane. Bases 14 to 1573 code for a protein of 519 amino acids. Gene Ontology annotation, biological process: dephosphorylation.